Molecule: messenger RNA, 452 nt
Organism: Brassicogethes aeneus
Lineage: Eukaryota; Metazoa; Arthropoda; Insecta; Coleoptera; Nitidulidae
Source: the annotation of a GenBank genome assembly
GACAUACAAAUUAUUUCUUGAAACCUUUUGUGUUCCGAAUCAAGUAAAAAUAAAAUAUUGUGCGAGGAUGUCGUCCUCAAAAAUUCCCCCCAUUACCAUGAGCAAGCUGUACAUAGGCAACCUGCCAACAGAAGCGAGCGAAACCUCCAUAAGACAACUUUUUCUGGAGCAAAACCUUUCGUGCACCAACAUUUUGGUGAAACGAGGCGGUUACGCCUUUGUGGACUGCCCGGACCAAUCUUCAGCUGACAGAGCCAUUGACAAGUUAAAUGGGUUCAACUUUAAUGGGGCUUCGUUGGUGGUGGAGCCUUCAGUGGCCUCUGGGAAGAAAAGGGUCAAUUCGCCUUUUACAGAUACCCCACCUUUACAUUUUACCAACGCCUGGAUGAGGGCCACAUCUGGACGUUAGAUUUACAUAUAGUUUGUGUUAUUUUUUACUUAGGUUAAUAAAA